AUGAACGCGGUCGUGAAAACAGCCUCUCCUGUGGGGGAGAUCCUGGUCCUGCAUCACCCCACCACCAUCAGCACCAAGUACCAGGCGAUGGUACACGUAGGGCCGGUCCGGCAGACCGCCUCCAUCGUCUCCAUGGACCGCGAGUGUCUGAGGACCGGAGACAAGGCGCUGGUCCACUUCAGGUUCAUCAAGCAUCCCGAGUACCUGCAGCCUGGGCUCAAGAUGGUGUUCAGGGAGGGCCGCACCAAGGCUGUGGGGAAGGUGCUGGAAGUCAUCCCCAAGGCCGCCCCGUCCCACCACCCGCACCGCAACCACAAGAUCAACAAGAUGCUUAAACAGAGUGCUACAACAUCUACUGCCUCUGCAGCGACUGCUCCUGCUACGGCUUCUAACACAUCUGGUGACCACACACCACCCAGCACAACCACCUCCUCCGUAACCAUACCACCUAUCACUUCCACACCUACCAACACUCAGGCCUUACCCACCCCCGACCACCACUCUAACACCACUUCCACCACCCGUAUACCUCCUCCCCACACCUCGCUACACUUCAAUUCCUAUAAUUCCUGUGGCCCCGUUGGGGAGCUGGUGCACAGCCCCCUGCCUCCAUCGGCCCCAUCUUCAGGGGACAAUGCCCCCUCAACUAAUGGACCCAAGUUGCCAGACCCACCUAAUUUGGCGGGACCAACUAAAUCGGCAUGCAGUGGCCCGGCCAAUUCGAUGGGACCUCCGUUAAUUUCUGGUCCCAAACUAGUCCCCUACCACCUGGUGGACCCCAAACCGAUGGACCCCAGACAUCCUGCGCAGCAGACCCAGGGGCCCCAACUCCCCUCACAGGACCCGCCUGAUGAUCUGGGCCGAGAGUCGCUGUCCCAGAGGGACAUAUCCCACGGACCUGAACCUGCUGUAGACAUAGGGACAGGUCCUAGCGACGGGUCCUCCGGCGCACAGAAGAAGCACCGCAGUCGCCGAGGGGGCAAGCAUAGGUUGCGGUCAAAUAAACCCCCCACGGGGGGCGGGGAGCCUCCACCCCCCACUUCAGGCGCCCACGACGUCCCUCUGCAGUAGAGGGACGCCCUCCCCGCACCCUCACCCCGGGGCUUGGGUGUCGCCCGUCAAGCGCCCUCCCCAUCCUGCGGGAGUGACAUCCCCUACACCCCCGGGGGGUCAGGGCAGCAUGCCUCCCCCCCAACAGUCCACUCAUAAUAUUUUGAUCAUCAAUGUUUUACAAUUUAAAUCUAUGCUUAAUUCUUGAUGUUGACGACGAUUGUGAUGCUAGAUCAAUAAUUUCAACCUAAGUCUAAUAUCCACGAUGAAACUAGGAACGUUAAUUUGAUUUAGAAGAAAUAGGUGACCUAGAGGCACCUAGACAUAUUCUAGAUCUCGCUUGACGCGGUAUAGGUGACCUAGAGGCACCUAGACAUAUUCUAGAUCUCGCGUGACGCGGUAUAGGUGGCCUAGAGACACCUAGACAUUCUAGAUCUCGCGUGACGCGGUAUAGGUGGCCUAGAGACACCUAGACAUUC
Messenger RNA from Hyalella azteca, 1529 nucleotides. Its product is annotated as proline-rich receptor-like protein kinase PERK9. Gene Ontology annotation, molecular function: translation elongation factor activity. Gene Ontology annotation, biological process: translational elongation. Lineage: Eukaryota; Metazoa; Arthropoda; Malacostraca; Amphipoda; Hyalellidae. The record is from RefSeq and is a predicted model, not a curated record. Bases 1 to 1071 code for a protein of 356 amino acids. The transcript has 5 exons.